AUGUCUUGUCAGAUCUGUUAUGCUGAGCUCCCUACUGAGAAAAUGAUAAAAUUAGGCUGCGGCUGUUUAUAUUGCAAAAUAUGCUUGAAUAUCUGAAUAACCUCUCAGCUUGAUCAUUAUAUUACCCAAAGCUUUAUUGUUCGUUGCCCUAAUGGAAAUCCUCCACACUUCCUGAGCGAAGACGAAGUAAAAACUAGCCUCUCUGACUCUGAGCUUAAUCAUUAUCAAUUACUUAUAAUAAGACGAAUUUUAAUGCAGCAAGAUGACUAUAAGAUCUGUCCUGCCAAAAAAUGUAAUUAUAUUGGAUGGACUGAUAAAAAAUGCCCAAAUCAGCUCAUAUGUGAACUGUGUGGGACUAAAUGAAUUGACCCUUCACUAAAAGGAGACACUUUAGGUAUUUUUGAAAGCUGCUAUAAGCUUAUUACAGGAAAAGAAAUAUCCUAUUUAUUAUCCUAUAUAUUUUGAUUUUAUGAAUCAAAAACUUGAUUUAUUUAAGAUUUUGAUAUUUAUAGCCCACAAGAAAAUAUUUUUUCUCUAUAAUAGAUUGGACAUCUUAAGCGAUAUUUGGAAAGACACUUGAACAAAAAAAUGCCCAAAAUGCAGCUAUCCAAUUGAAAAGAAUGGAGGUUGCAAUCAUAUGAAAUGUGAAAACUGUCAUUACGAAUUUUGCUGGAUUUGCAUGAAUGGAUUUAAUAAUCAUAUCCAAAAAAUGUGCUAUGACCAUCUUUCAACAACAUUUAAGAUAUUUUUCGGCUGAAUGAUAGCAUUUUUGGCAAUAAAAUUAAUUUACUCCUCAGAUGUUUUGUGCGAAGUUCUUAUAGGGAUUUUAAGUUUGUUGGGAUGCACCGUUAUCGUUAUAUGGAUUGGAUUUAUCUUAAUCUUCUUAUUUAAAUUAAUUUACCGAUUUAAUUGUAAAAAUAAGUCCUGAAAUAAAUUAAUUAAUUCCAUUUUUUGUGUUUUACAUAUUAUAAAAUUUAGCAGCCCAAUUAUUUAUAAUAGCCGUACUUAUCUUACUCCCCCCCUCCGUGAGUGAACAAAACCAUUAGAAAAAUCCCUAUUUUUUGCCCAAAAACCCACCCUCCGUGAGUGAACAAAAAUUUUUAAUAUAUUGUUUAUGGAAAAAAAUUUUGAUAUAUAAAUGAUAAUUAGUAUAAUGAAAUCUAGAGCUAAUUCUAUUUAAUUUUAAACGAAUUGCUUUUUAAAACAUAAAUUUUGCAAACUGAAUUAAUAUUUGCUUUCCAAUUUUUGCGAAUUAGGAUUUUUUUAAAAUUUCGAAAAAAAAUAUUUUUAUAAAAUUAUAUAUAUAAAUUUUUAUAAAAAAAAAAAAAAUUAACUCCGUGAGUGAACAAAAUUUUUUUAUUAACUCCGUGAGUGAACAAAAUUUUUUUAUUCACUCACGGGAGGGGGGGGAGUUAAAGAAAAUUUCUGAUCGUCGAAUUGUAUGGUUUUGCUGCUUAAUAACUCUAUUCUUUAUUGAUGCAUUUAUAGUAUGAUUGCUCAGUAUCUCUGAAGAAAAAGAAAGGGCCAGUGUUAUUUUUUCAUUUAUAUUAUUUGGCAGCUCUUCAUUAUCUAUUUAUAUUGCAGCUGUUAUUUUAUAUAGCACAGUGUAA
This is a messenger RNA of Blepharisma stoltei, 1610 nucleotides long. NCBI's taxonomy places the organism in Eukaryota, Ciliophora, Heterotrichea, Heterotrichida, Blepharismidae. The record is from the annotation of a GenBank genome assembly.